Messenger RNA from Acanthosepion pharaonis, 735 nucleotides. The record is from the annotation of a GenBank genome assembly. Lineage: Eukaryota; Metazoa; Mollusca; Cephalopoda; Sepiida; Sepiidae.
AUGAUGAGGAUGCUUUCCUCUUUCUCCUUCAUUUAUUCACUUUCUCUUUCUUUUAAUUAUUUUUCUUCUUCUUUCUCUCUUUUCCUACCUUUAUUUCCCUUUUUCUUCAUUUACAGUAUAUUUCAUAUUAUUCAGUUCCCUUCUUUCUUAUUUUCUAUUUUGCUCCUAAUAUUUUCCUCUUCUUCAAUUUUUCCUUCAAAAUUUUCUUCUUCAUCUCUUCUGAUUUAUUCUCUUCUUUCUUCUUUGUCAUUUUAUUCUCUCCAUUUCUACUUUUACUUUCUCUUUCAUCCCUAUUCUAUCAUGUUAUCCUGUCAACUUUUACUUUCUCUUUCAUUGUUAUCCUAUCAUAUUAUCCUAUCUACUUAUACUUUCUCUUUCAUCCUUAUUUUAUCUGUUUUUGCUUUUCUUUUCUCUUUUCAAUUAAUAAGUGUGUGUCUUUUUCCAUUCUUUCUUACUCUAUCAUGUCAUACAGUCUACUUUUACUUUCUCUGUCAUCACUAUUCUUUCAUGUUAACCUUUAUUUUCUUUUUCAUUGUCAUCAUAUCAUAUUAUACUAUCUACUUAUACUUUCUCUUUCAUCCUCAUUCUAACAUAUUAUCUCAUCUACUUUUACUUUCUCUUUCAUUCUUGUCCUAUCAUAUUAUCACAUCUACUUUUACUUUCUCUUUCAUCCUUAUUUUUUCAUUAUUAUCCCUGUCUAUUUUCACUUCCUCUUUCAUCCUUAUUCUAUCAUAG